Rhinichthys klamathensis goyatoka is the source of this 3033-nucleotide messenger RNA. It is a transcript of the gene exoc4, whose product is annotated as exocyst complex component 4. NCBI's taxonomy places the organism in Eukaryota, Metazoa, Chordata, Actinopteri, Cypriniformes, Leuciscidae. Gene Ontology annotation, cellular component: growth cone membrane; exocyst; synapse. Gene Ontology annotation, biological process: exocytosis; chemical synaptic transmission; Golgi to plasma membrane transport. The transcript has 18 exons. Bases 19 to 2916 code for a protein of 965 amino acids. The record is from RefSeq and is a predicted model, not a curated record.
GGGUGUAGUUACGGAAAGAUGGCAGCUGACACAGGCAGAUACAGGAGCGCUGUCUCCAAAAGCAAAGAUCCCUCUGGUUUGCUUAUAUCUGUAAUAAGGACACUGUCCAGCAGUGAUGACGUGCAGGACCGAGAGACGGAGAAGGGCCGCCUGGAGGAGGCCUAUGAGAAGUGUGACCGAGAUCUGGACGAGUUGAUCGUUCAGCACUACACAGAGCUCACCACAGCCAUCCGAACCUACCAGAGCAUCACUGAGAGAAUCACCAGCUCUCGCAACAAGAUCAAACAGGUCAAGGAGAACCUGUUGUCCUGUAAGAUGCUCCUCCACUGUAAGCGAGAUGAACUGAGGAAGCUGUGGAUCGAGGGUGUCGAGCACAAGCAUGUCCUGAGCCUGUUGGAUGAGAUCGAGAACAUCAAACAGGUUCCUCAGAAAUUGGAGGCGUCUAUGGGCAGCAAGCACUACCUGUACGCCACGGAUAUGCUGGUCUCAGCGGUGGAUUCUCUUGAAGGACCCCUGUUGCAGGUGGAGGGUCUCGGAGACUUGCGACUGGAGCUCCACAGCAAGAAGCUCAACAUCCACCUGGUGCUAAUCGACGAGCUCCAUCGACACCUCUACAUCAAGUCUACUAGCCGCGUGGGUCACCGCGGCAAAGACAAGGACAAGGGACGGUCCAUUUCAAAGGACACAUCUGUUUUGGAUGUCGGCGGUUUGUCCACUCCACGCAAGCUCACAGAACCCUCACAGUUCUGCACCCCGGGAACAUCCAGCAUGCAGGAAAUGAGAGAGGACCUGGAGGUGGACCCAGAGGAGAACAGCGCAGGGUUCAUGGGGAUCCUGAUCAAAGCUCUGGCCAAACUCAAGAAGAUCCCUGAGACCAUUAAAGCUAUCAUGGAUCGUCUUGAGCCUGAGCUCAAGCAGAUCCUCAAGAGAUCCACCACUCAGAUCGCUGACCACGCAUACCAGAGAGGAGAGAACCUGGCACAGGACAACCAGCCCAGGUUGUUGCUGGAACUGCUCGAGCUGUUGUUUGAUAAGUUGAAUGCAGUGGCCCAGGCUCACAGUGUGGUUCUCCGUCACCUACAGCAGAUUGUCGUCUCUUCCAAUGGAGCCCAGGAAGGGAUCAAACUCUAUGAGCAGGCGGAUGUCUAUGCCAAGAUCCAAACCGUCCUACAGGUGCUGCUAAUGGACUACCUGGACGUCAAAAACACCCGUAGCGCUGCAGAGCCUUCUGCCCAGCUGUCCUACGCCAGCACCGGCGGAGACUUCGGAGCGUUCUUCUCCAAGAAGAAACCUCAACGACCCAAACAGUCUCUAUUCAAGUUUGAGUCGUCUUCCCACGCCAUUAGCAUGAGCGCGUACCUGCGAGAGCAGCGGAGGGAACUCUACAGCAAAAGUGGGGAGCUGCAAGGUGGAGCUGAUGAUAACCUGAUUGAGGGAGGAGAGACUAAGUUCCUGUGUAAACCGGGAGCCAGAAACAUCACGGUCAUCUUUCAGCCAUUGCUUAGGUUCAUUCAGGAGAUCGAGUCCUGUAUGGGUCCUGCUCAGGCUAAGCAAUGUCAGCUACGCACCUUCCUCACCUACUACAUCAACGACCUGUUCCUCAGCCAGGUCCGCACCGAGACCAAUAAGGAGAUUGAGGCUGUGACCAAAGUGUCCGACCCGCUCAAGAUCCUGGCCAGCGCUGACACUAUGAAAAACCUGGGAGUUCAAAGACCUCUUCUACAGAGCACUGUGGUUGUGGAGAAGUCAAUUCAGGAUCUAAUGAGUCUGAUGCAGGAUCUCAGUGCGUACUCCAACCAGUUCCUGGAGAUGGUCUGUGACAAGCUCAAGGAGUACAAGGAGAUCUGCAAUUCUGCUUACAGGGGUAUUGUACAGUGCGAGGAGAAGCUGACCAUCAGUGCAUCCUGGGCUAAAGAUGAAGACAUCAGCCGUUUGCUGCAGUCUCUGCCCAACUGGGCCAGCAUGACCCAACCCAGACAGCUCAGACAGAAGAGAGAAGAGGAAGAGGACUUCACACGGGCGGCAUUUGCCAAGGAGUCUGAGGUUUUGACAGGGAAUCUGGGUGAUAAGUUAAUUCCUCAGAAUGAGAUUCUGCGGGACGUCAGUGAUCUGAAGGCUCUCGCUAACCUGCAGGAGAGCAUGGAGUGGCUCGCCACCCGCCUCAGGGGCUUCUUCAGCAACCUGCCCCGGAGCUGCAGUCUAUCCCCAGGCUCAGAUGCUCAAGUGAACACAGAGAAUGUUCGCAGCCGAGAACAGAUACUCCAGACGUUGACUGACCUCUCCAGAUCCUUCCAGGACAUCGCUGACCGCUGCUUGCUGGUGUUGCAUCUGGAGGUCAGGGUCCACUGUUUCCAUUAUCUGAUCCCUCUGGCAAAGCAAGGCAACUACGCCAUCGUGGCUAAUGCAGCCAGCAUGGACUACGACCCCCUGGUGGUGAAGCUGAAUAAAGACAUCAGUGCCAUAGAGGAAGUGAUGGGAGCCGCCCUGCAGCAGCACAAGUUUCAGUAUAUCUUUGAGGGUCUGGGUCACCUGAUCUCCUGCAUUCUGAUUAAUGGAGCUCAGUACUUCAAGCGCAUCAGUGAGUCCGGCAUCAAGAAGAUGUGCAGAAAUAUCUUUGUGCUCCAGCAGAACCUGACCAACAUCACCAUGUCACGCGAGGCUGAUCUGGAUUUCGCCAGGCAGUACUAUGAGAUGCUGUACAACACAGCGGACGAGCUGCUAAACCUGGUGGUUGAUCAAGGGGUGCGCUACACAGAGCUGGAGUACAUCAAUGCUUUGAGUCUCCUCCACCGCAGCCAGACAGGCGUGGGAGACCUGACCGUGCAGAACAUGCGGCUGCAGCGCCUCAAAGAGAUCAUAUGCGAACAGGCUGCUAUUAAACAGGCUACCAAGGAUAAGAAGAUCACUACGGUCUAGAGUCGCACGUUUAAACUUAAAUCCACCAAUGCUCUGAAAGGGACUGCCGUUCGUUACUGUCACAAGCUUUGAGUCAAUCACACUUUCAAGCAAACAUUAUAGUGGCCGUUUCAUUUC